AUGGCUAACAAAGGUGGUCCUGAAACUGAAGAACAAACCAGAUUAAGGUUUCAAGUAGAACUUGAAUUUGUACAAUGCUUAGCUAAUCCAAAUUAUUUAAACUUUUUAGCUCAACGCGGAUACUUUAAGGAUCAGUCUUUUAUUAAUUAUUUAAAAUAUUUACUGUAUUGGAAAGAACCAGACUAUGCAAAGUUUAUUAAGUAUCCUAUGUGUUUGUAUUUUUUAGAUCUUUUACAGCAUGAACCAUUUAGAAAAGAAAUAGCUACCGCUAUUUGUUCGAAAUUUAUUGAUGAUCAGUUGUUAUUGAUUUGGCAACAUUACACUAGACGGAGAACCAAAUUGAUUCAUACUGCAUAUGAGCACAAUAUGAAUAUGAUGAAUAAAUCUGGUGCAUCGAACAUUGGACAAGCACAAACUAAUGGCACAAAUGGAAUUAUGCCAGCUUCUAUGCCCAUUCCCAAAGUCAUGCCUCCUUAA
Messenger RNA from Macrosiphum euphorbiae (potato aphid), 477 nucleotides. NCBI's taxonomy places the organism in Eukaryota, Metazoa, Arthropoda, Insecta, Hemiptera, Aphididae. The record is from the annotation of a GenBank genome assembly.